Nelumbo nucifera (sacred lotus) is the source of this 1807-nucleotide messenger RNA. RefSeq lists its product as uncharacterized. The record is from RefSeq and is a predicted model, not a curated record. Lineage: Eukaryota; Viridiplantae; Streptophyta; Magnoliopsida; Proteales; Nelumbonaceae.
ACCCUUCUCUCGGCCCCUCACAAGAGACCCAUAAUGAACCACACGCCUUCGACGCUCUCUCACUCCCCUACCUUAUCCUCCCUCCACCAACACAAGCACCACCAUAAUGCCUCACCGUAUCCUUCCAAUUUGUCAUCGUCAUCGCCGGCUUCUUCUUACCUGUCUCCUUUUCAUAUAUCGCCGAACACCAGAGCCGCCGCCCUCCGUCUCCUUCGCCACCUCCGCCACGUUCGCCGCCUUCGCGUCCACCUCCGUCUCCUCCUGCUCUUCUCCCUCCCGUCCUUCUAUUUUUUCUUUUCCAACCCCCGCAGUUCAUUCCUCCUCGACUUCCUCUCUGCCCUCGCUUUCUCAACCGUGCUCCUCCUUUCCCUUAACCUAACCCUCCCUCGCCUACCCUCAAUCCGGCUCCUCCUGUCCCGCUCCUUCCCUCUCAAAUUAUCUUCUCCUUCCUCCCGCCCUCCUCCCCCGGUUCUUUGGUCAAUUGGGUCGAAGACAAAAACGGAGAAACGGGUCAAUUCGGGGUGUUCCGUUCAGGUUUACAGUAAUGGAGACGUCUACGAGGGUGAAUUUCAUAAAGGGAAGUGCUCAGGGAGCGGGGUUUAYUAUUAUUACAUGAGUGGGAGGUAUGAAGGGGAUUGGGUUGAUGAGAGGUAUGAUGGGUAUGGGGUGGAGACAUGGGCAAGGGGGAGUCGAUAUCGUGGGCAGUACAGACAGGGUCUAAGGCAUGGUCUUGGGGUGUAUAGAUUUUACACCGGGGACGUUUAUUCUGGAGAGUGGUCGAAUGGGCAGAGUCAUGGAUGCGGCGUUCAUACCUGCGAGGAUGGAAGUCGAUAUGUUGGGGAAUUCAAGUGGGGUGUCAAGCAUGGCCUGGGCCACUAUCAUUUCAGAAAUGGGGACACCUAUGCUGGAGAAUAUUUUGCAGAUAAGAUGCAUGGUUUUGGAGUCUAUCGUUUUGCAAAUGGGCAUCGGUAUGAAGGAGCUUGGCAUGAAGGAAGAAGGCAAGGACUUGGGAUGUACACAUUUAGGAAUGGGGAGACACAAUCUGGCCAUUGGCAAAAUGGUAUCCUUGACAUUCCAAGCACACAGAACACCCAUCCUGGAUCUCCUGUUGCUGUUAAUCAUUCUAAAGUACUCAAUGCAGUCCAGGAAGCUAGACGAGCAGCAGAGAAGGCAUAUGAUGUUCCCAGAGUUGAUGAGAGGGUGAACAGGGCUGUAGUGGCAGCUAAUAAGGCAGCCAAUGCAGCAAGAGUUGCUGCUGUAAAGGCUGUCCAGAAGCGAAUGCAUCAUAGCAGUAGCGAUGACAUACCAAUUCCAAUUGUAUGACAACUAAUGUUCCAUCCACCAUCAGCAGCAUCAACAUCUUGUUUCCACUGCAGCUGAGGCGAAUAAUUGAACUAAACCAAAAGAAGUUUUGCUACCAUUGGUCUUUUUUUCUUCUAUAUUGUUAUUUUCUCUUCUGCAUUUUCCUGCUUUUUUCCCAUCAAGAGGAUAGCAAUUGUGAGGUGCCUGCUUGGAACCACUUUCAGUUGGAAAAUGUUGCUGAUUGAGGAGCAUGUUGGCUCUCUUUUUGCUUCAGUGUAAUAUGUACAUAGGAUGAGUGAUAGAGGAGUAUGAAGACUGGCACUAACAAAGUGCUAGGUGUAAAAGAGUUCUAAUUUUGUUUUUCCAUUUGGUCCUUUUUUCUUUGUAAAGGGUAGAUGUAAUGUUGGUGGUGGUGCUAAAGUUGAACUUAGCAUGGCCACGGUGUUGUAUCUGAACUAUGGCUUAAAAGAAGAUAAUGGGGAGUUGAUGUAAUUGAUUCUCUCUC